This is a messenger RNA of Pipistrellus nathusii (Nathusius's pipistrelle), 1941 nucleotides long. The record is from the annotation of a GenBank genome assembly. NCBI's taxonomy places the organism in Eukaryota, Metazoa, Chordata, Mammalia, Chiroptera, Vespertilionidae.
AUGGAGCCCUCAGUUCCUGGACUAUCCCCUUGCACCCCUUCAGCCCAAGCCUGUGUGAGUGAUGCUACCACCAUGACCAACCCUGCAUCUGCAUUCUAUUGGGACACCAGGAUUGAGGGAAAGGAGUUUCUUGAGAAAGAAGACGUUUCUGAGGAUUUAGACGCACAGGCAGAAAUAUUAGAAAACUGUACCAGUGAUGUUUCCCUGGAACCUGAGCUCGGAGAACUUUGUGAGGAUUUAUUAGAAAGAGACUGGGGAGUCCAUGAUGACACCAGUCAGGUGCAGUCCCUAUGCGGAGAGGAGGACCUCACACCAGUGGCAGUGCUCCUUACCAAUCCCGUAGGGGAGAGAGAGAUGCACUGUGGUGAUUUUGAAAGGAGCUUUAGUCGGAGCCCACACUCAGCAGCAUAUCAAGGAAUCUCUGUGGAAGAGAGGCCACAUCUGUAUCCAUGUGGCCAAAGCUUCCAACACAGCAUGGACCUAACUAGCCAUGAGAGUCCCCACACAAUUGAAAGCACCUUCAUAUGUAAUGAAUGUGGAAAAACCUUCCUAGGAAACACUGAUCUUAUUCAGCAUCAGAUCAUCCACAUGGGACAGAAGUCCAUCAUAGGCAGUGAAUGCAGAAAAGCCUUCAGCCAGAAUUCAGCUCUUAAAAAUCAUCGGAGAUCUCAUGUGAGUGAGCCCUACCAGUGCAGCGAAUGUGGAAGAGCAUUCCAUGUGCACGCAAACCUCAUUAGGCAUCAGGUCACCCAUGGUGGAGAGAAGCCUUAUGUUUGCAGUGACUGUGGAAAAGCCUUCAGCCAGAAUUCCAGCCUUAAGAAGCACCAGAAGUGUCACAUGAGCAAGAAGCCCUAUGAAUGCAGUGAGUGUGGGAAGGCUUUUAGGCGGGGCUCCAACCUUAUCCAACACCAGAGAAUUCAUUCUGGGGAGAAGCCUUAUGUGUGCAGUGAUUGUGGGAAAGCCUUUAGGCGGAGCUCCAACCUCAUCAAACACCACAGGAUUCACACAGGUGAGAAACCUUUUGAGUGUAAAGAGUGUGGGAAGGCGUUCAGCCAGAGCUCACAUCUGAGGAAGCACCAGAGGGUUCACACUGGAGAGAGACCUUAUGAGUGUAAUGAGUGUGGCAAGCCAUUCAGCAGAGUCUCCAACCUCAUUAAGCAUCACCGGGUUCACACAGGGGAGAAGCCCUAUAAUUGCAGUGACUGCGGGAAGGCCUUCAGUCAGAGUUCAAGCCUCAUUCAACAUAGGAGAAUUCACACUGGAGAGAAGCCUCAUGUGUGUGAUGUGUGUGGAAAAGCCUUUAGUUACAGCUCAGUGCUCAGAAAGCACCAGAUAAUCCACACGGGAGAAAAGCCCUAUGUGUGUGGUGUCUGCGGGAAGGCCUUCAGUCACAGCUCCGCCCUCAUUCAGCACCAGGGUGUGCACACGGGUGACAAGCCCUACGAGUGUCAGGAAUGUGGGAAGACCUUUGGCCGCAGCUCUAACCUAAUCCUUCACCAACGAGUUCACACUGGAGAGAAACCCUAUGAAUGUACUGAAUGUGGGAAAACCUUCAGCCAGAGCUCAACUCUCAUUCAGCAUCAGCGAAUCCAUAAUGGAUUGAAACCCCAUGAGUGUAACCAGUGUGGUAAAGCCUUUAACCGAAGCUCAAACCUCAUUCACCACCAGAAAGUUCACACUGGAGAGAAGCCAUACACAUGCAUUGAGUGUGGUAAGGGCUUCAGCCAGAGCUCACAUCUCAUUCAACAUCAGAUCAUCCACACCGGAGAGAGGCCCUACAAGUGCAUCGAGUGUGGGAAAUCCUUCAGUCAGCGCUCGGUCCUUAUCCAGCACCAGAGGAUUCACACUGGAGUGAAGCCCUACAACUGUACUGCCUGUGGGAAGGCCUUCAGCCAGCGCUCAAAACUGCUCAAGCACCAGCUGACCCACACCAGGGCGUGA